Molecule: messenger RNA, 1320 nt
Organism: Platichthys flesus (European flounder)
Lineage: Eukaryota; Metazoa; Chordata; Actinopteri; Pleuronectiformes; Pleuronectidae
Gene: agrp
Product: agouti related neuropeptide
Exons: 4
Coding region: 627-1226 (199 amino acids)
Biological process (GO): neuropeptide signaling pathway; positive regulation of feeding behavior; hormone-mediated signaling pathway
Cellular component (GO): extracellular region
Molecular function (GO): type 1 melanocortin receptor binding; neuropeptide hormone activity
Source: RefSeq, a predicted model, not a curated record
CAACCUUUAGACAAAUCACAAGACUAAUGACUCUGAUGAAGACUCAUUGACUCCUCCUUGGUCCCUUCGUCCUCUGACGUUGAUGUUGGUCCAUUCGUUGACCUUUUGUCUUUUGAGGCUGUUGUUUGUAAUGCCGUCCUUUGUCCAUAUGUCCUCUGAUACUGUCUUUUGUCCACUGGUCCUCUAAUGCUGCCCUCGUUCAGUAUGUCCUCUGACGCCGUAAUUCGUCCAUUCAGUGACCUGUUGGACCUCUGACGUCAUCGUUGUCUUUUUGUUCUGUUACAUUGUCGUUGAUCCGUUGGUUCAUCUUCUGACAAUGUCACUGGUUUAUUUAGUUGUUGUUGUUGUUUAGUUGUUUUGAGGCUCAAUAGUGUUUAAGGUUUCUCCGCCAGGUCCAGGUGUGAAUCUUCUGUAUUUAUAUCGAUCUUCUCUUGACGACCACUCAACGCUCUUUUCAUUACACUUAAUUCACCGGGUCACACACACAUUCACACGGUGCAUCAAUGUGCAGCACUUUCUCUGUGGGGGGGGAUUUGGGUUCUAGUAUCCUGCAGAAGUGUGGGAUCAAACCGCCGUUCCUCUGGUAAGAAGGACACCCCUGAGCCACAGCCUCCCCCUAUGAAUGAAUGAAUGAUGCAGAGAUAAAGGCCAUGCCCCUCACCCUCCUCACCUCACCCCCUCCCCCUCUCAGCUGGUCAUGUUACCUCCCCCCUCUCAGAGUGUCUUUAAAGGGCCUGUCGCCGGCUCAGAGAGCGAGACAGCAUAGUCCUAGUGACAGAGCAGAGAAGCUUCUCUCUGACAGCAACACCAUGUUUGGCUCUGUGCUGCUCUGCUAUUGGUCCUUCGGCCUGCUGCGUCUCUCCUCCUCCCUGGUUCAUGGGAACAUCCAGCUGGAUGAUGACCGACGCACUGACUCCUCCUACCUGUCCGACAUCGGGAGAGGCCACGCCCCUGAGCCCAUACGUGACCCCGCCCUCCUGCCUGGCGACUCCAUGGAGGAUCACUUCCUGAUGGACACGGGCUCCUACGACGAGGACUCGUCAGCCGCCUUGCAGCUGCAGGGUCGGGCCAUGCGCUCGUCUCGCCGCUGCAUCCCUCACCAGCAGUCGUGCCUGGGUUACCCGCUGCCCUGCUGCAACCCCUGCGACACCUGCUACUGUCGCUUCUUCAACGCCAUCUGCUACUGCCGCAGAGUCGGCCACGCCUGCCCCCCCCGACGCACCUGAUGAUGUCACACUGUCAGAUACGUGCAAACUGAGAAUCACCUGAAUGGAUGCUCUGCCCAUGACAUGUAUGAAAUGUGCUGUUUGUGUAAUAAAU